AGGCUUGCCGGACAGAGUUGGGAAGGAAACCGCCUUCCGAUUGGCUGCACGUAGAAGGCCGGCGUCCUGCGCGUGGUUGGCCCUGGCAGAGGGAGAUCCUGGCCGUCGGGGACUAGCGCUCAAACUUCCCGGGCCUAGAGCGCGGGGCCUGCCGGGAAAGCGCCGGACGGUUGUCACCUGCGGGCUGGCAGCCGCGGGUGGGCUCCGACAUGCAGAGCACAGACCUGGGCAACAAGGAGAGCGGCAAGAUAUGGCACCGCAAGCCAUCCCCGGCCGCUCGGGACGGAAUUAUAGUGAACAUCAUUCAUACCACUUCUGAUUACCUUCCCAAAGUUCUGCGAUUUUUGAAUGUGGCUUUUGAUAGCUCAGGUGAUUGCUUAAUUGCUGGGGAUCAUCAAGGAAAUAUCUAUGGUUUUGACUUGCCUGGAAACCGGUUUAAUCUUGUUCAGCGAACAGCACAAGCUUGCACAGCUCUGGCCUUUAAUCUUCAUAGGAAGUCUGAAUUCCUUGUGGCGUUAGCUGAUUAUUCUAUUAAAUGUUUCGAUACAGUCACCAAGGAGCUGGUUAGCUGGAUGAGAGGUCAUGAAUCAUCGGUGUUUUCAAUCUCUGUGCAUGCAUCAGGGAAGUACGCCAUCACUACUUCUUCUGAUACAGCACAGCUCUGGGACUUGGAUACCUUUCAGAGAAAAAGAAAGCUGAAUAUUCUCCAGUCAGUGGGUAUACAAAAGGUUUUCUUUCUACCAUUAAGUAAUACCAUCCUCAGCUGCUUUAAAGAUAAUUCCAUCUUCGCCUGGGAAUGUGAUACACUUUUUUGCAAAUAUCAAUUGCCAGCUCCACCCGAAAGCUCUAGCAUACUAUACAAAGUGUUUGCUGUGACCAGAGAUGGCCGAGUGCUGGCCGCUGGAGGCAAAUCAAACCAUCUUCAUUUGUGGUGCUUAGAAGCGAAACAGCUAUUUAGAAUUAUCCAGAUGCCUACUAAAGUUCGAGCCAUUCGCCAUCUAGAGUUUCUUCCUGAUAGUUUCGAUGCUGGUUCUAACCAGGCUCUUGGAGUGCUCAGUCAAGAUGGUAUUAUGAGAUUCAUCAAUAUACAGACUUGUAAACUUCUCUUUGAAAUCGGGAGCCUUGACGAAGGAAUCAGCUCAUCGGUAAUUAGCCCACAUGGACGGUACAUUGCAUGUGUUAUGGAAAAUGGAAGCCUGAACAUAUAUUCAGUUCAAGCUUUAACACAAGAAAUAAAUAAGCCACCUCCUCCUUUAGUGAAAGUGAUCGAAGAUUUGCCUAAACGUAAACUGACUUCUGGUGAUUUUAAGAUGAAAGUAACAUCAGGAAGAGUACAGCGGCCAGCAAAAUCAAAGGAAAACAAAAUACAGACCAGAAUAUUAAAGCAAGACCUGACUGGCCAUCUUGAAAAUAAAGAGAAUGAAUUGUCAGAUGGAUUAAAUAAAAAACGUUUACAAAUCUUAUUAAAAGGCUAUGGUGAAUAUCCAACAAAAUACAGAAUGUUCAUCUGGCGCUCUCUGCUACAGUUGCCUGAAAAUCAUACUGCAUUCAGUAGCUUGAUAGAUAAAGGUGUCCACAUGGCAUUUCUCAACCUUCAGAGGAAAUACCCCAUCAAAAGUAGGAAACUACUCAGAGUAUUACAGAGAACCCUAUCUGCAUUGGCGCACUGGUCUGCCAUCUUUAGUGACACACCGUAUCUUCCCCUCCUGGCAUUUCCAUUUGUAAAAUUAUUCCAGAACAACCAGCUCAUCUGUUUUGAAGUUGUUGCUACUCUCAUAACCAAUUGGUGUCAACACUGGUUUGAGUAUUUUCCUAACCCUCCCAUCAAUAUUCUUAGCAUGAUAGAAAAUGUCCUGGCUUUUCAUGACAAGGAGCUGCUGCAGCACUUCAUAGAUCGUGACGUAACUUCCCAGCUAUAUGCAUGGCCUCUUCUUGAAACUGUGUUCUCUGAAGUACUGACAAGAAUAUGUUCUAAAGCUCCUUUGCUCAAUUGUGAUCGUAAAGAUGAUUUUGAGUACUUCUUUCACCAUCGGAAUAACCUGGACAUAAGUGUUGUAAUUAGAGAAGUUUAUCAUCUCAUGGAUACCACACCUGCUGACAUUCAUCCAGAGAGUAUGCUCAGUGCUUUUGUGGCACUGACAAAAGGCCAGUAUCCAGUAUUUAACCAGUAUCCCAAGUUCAUUGUGGACUAUCAGACACAGGAACGGGAACGAAUAAGGAAUGAUGAAUUGGAUUACUUACGAGAGAGGCAGACGGUUAAGAAUAUGCAAGCUGAAGUGGACCAACAACGAGCUGAAGAUGAAGCUUGGUGCCAAAAACAAGAACUACUCCAUAAAGCUGAAGAAACCAGGAGAGAAAUGCUCCUGCACGAGGAGGAGAAGAUGCUACAGCAAAGACAGAGACUAGCUGCUGUGAAAAGGGAGCUGAAAAUACAGGAAAUGCACUUACAGGAUGCCACAAGAAGGCGUUUGCUGAAGCUUCAGCAAGAUCAGAAGGAAAUGGAACUGAGGAGACUGGAUGAUGAGAUUGAGAGAAAGGUAAAUAUGAGAGAUCAAGAAAUUGCUACCACAGCCAAAGACCUAGAAAUGAGACAUCUGGAACUUGAAUCACAAAAAAGACUUUAUGAGAAGAAUCUUACUAGAAAUCAAGAAACUGUUGCAAAAGAAAUGAGAGAAGAUAUAGAUGCCUAUAGACGAAAAGUGGAUCUUGAAGAACGCUCAUUUCGUAGACUGAUAGAAGCAGAUCAAACACAGAACCAAAAAGCCCAAAAGUUAAUUGAAGAAAACUUGGCAAAAGCUGAACAAGCCUGUCUAAAUACUGACUGGCAAAUUCAGGCUUUACAGAAACAAAGAUGGAGCGAUCAACAACGAAAUGAAUCUUACCGGGAAAUGGCCAAGCUCCUUCGGGAAAACAGAAGGAAAGAAAUAGAAGUAUUGAAUGCAAUGAUGCAGAAUGAAGCUAAAAAAUGGAAGGAAGCUGAAGAAAAAGACUUUCAGCUGAAAUCAGAAAAGAAAGCUUCUGCUCUUUCAGAUGCAUCUAGAAAGUGGUUUCUAGAGAAGGAGAUAGACGAUGCUUUGGAACACGCUGAACAUAUACAUAAUAAGGUAGUGCCCAGAUGCCAAAAUGAACGGGUUGCCUCAAGCCGUUGGCCUAGAACCUCACAGUUAGAUGACAUUUCUGAAAUGGAUUUCUCAACUCGGAUUUCUUUAAACCAAAGAAAAAUGCAGUGGGACACCAUGGAACGGGAUCUUCUGGAGAGAGUGAGAAACCUUCGCCAGAGACUCACCGCGCAGGCUCGUAGCAGAUGUCAAACACCUCAUCUUUUGGCCACAUAGGAGGCUGGUCACCUUGAAAGAGUCAAAGAAAUACCUAUUUUGCAAUUAGUGAUACUGAUUUUUAGAUUAUUUAAAUUCCUGUAAAGAUCAACCUUUUGUAUAGAAAACUGUGUAGAAAAAUUAUGUAUUCUAUUUAAUUCUUAUGCUUUUUGGCUUGUAAAUGGCUUCUGGUACUUUGCACAAUAAAAAUUUUUUAAGGUA
Myotis davidii is the source of this 3536-nucleotide messenger RNA. It is a transcript of the gene TBC1D31, whose product is annotated as TBC1 domain family member 31. Gene Ontology annotation, cellular component: centrosome. The transcript has 23 exons. Lineage: Eukaryota; Metazoa; Chordata; Mammalia; Chiroptera; Vespertilionidae. The coding region runs from base 210 to 3335 and encodes 1041 amino acids. Gene Ontology annotation, molecular function: protein binding. The record is from RefSeq and is a predicted model, not a curated record.